Molecule: messenger RNA, 2416 nt
Organism: Mercurialis annua (annual mercury)
Lineage: Eukaryota; Viridiplantae; Streptophyta; Magnoliopsida; Malpighiales; Euphorbiaceae
Product: L-type lectin-domain containing receptor kinase S.4
Exons: 1
Coding region: 171-2240 (689 amino acids)
Biological process (GO): protein phosphorylation
Cellular component (GO): plasma membrane
Molecular function (GO): carbohydrate binding; ATP binding; protein kinase activity
Source: RefSeq, a predicted model, not a curated record
UCAAAAAAAAAAAAAAAAACGGAGCAGAGCAUAUCCUCUGUAUCAAGAACCUCAAUUCUCUCCUACAAAAAUAUUUCAAUUUUCUUGGAAAAACACAAAAAACAAUUUUCAUUCCCACCCAAUUUCACAAAAUCCUCAAAUUUCUCAGUCAGAAGCAUCAAAUUUUCACUAUGAUAAUGCCCAAGAAUAAAUUUUAUUUCUUGCUAAUGAUUUUUUCCCUUACAAACCCAGUUUUUUCCCAGCUAGAAGAGAUUUUUUCAGAGGGAUUCAAUGAAGCCAAGAAGAACAUGAGUGUUUAUGAUGGAGCUGAGGUUGAAGAGAAUGGAAUUCUGAAAUUAACCAACAAUACGGCGCGUUUAAAAGGGCAUGCUUUUUACUCUAAUAAGAUCAAAUUCAAGAACUCAAGCACCGGUAAAAUGUUCUCAUUUUCAACCAGUUUUGCAUUUGCUAUAGUUCCUGAGUAUUUAAAGCUUGGUGGGCAUGGGUUUGCUUUUACCAUUUCACCCUCGAAGCAGCUGAGUGACUCUCUUCCGAGUCAGUUUCUUGGCCUACUGAAUGCUACCGACAAUGGUAAUUUCUCAAAUCAUAUAGUUGGUGUUGAGUUUGAUACAGUUCAAGAUUUUGAAUUUGGUGAUAUAAAUGAUAAUCAUAUUGGUGUUGAUAUAAACAGUUUGGUGUCAAAUAAAUCUGUUGCUGCUGCUUAUUUUCUUGAUAAUUCUACUAGGGUUAAUCUCACUCUUCAAAGUGGUAAGGUUAUUCAAGCUUGGAUUGACUAUGAUUCAGUGAAGAGUGUUUUACAAGUUAGGGUUUCACCUUUUUCAGUUAAACCAAGAAUGCCCAUUUUAUCAUUUGAGGUGGAUCUGUCUCCUUUCUUGAAAGAGUUUAUGUAUGUUGGGUUUUCUUCAUCUACUGGUUUGUUAGCAAGUACACAUUAUGUUCUUGGAUGGAGUUUUAGUGUUAAUGGAGUUGCAAAGUCUUUAUCUUUAUCUGCAUUGCCUAAUCUUCCUGGUCCGAAAAAGGAUCGUACUUUGUUGAUUGCGGUAGUCGCAGUUUCGUUAGUUGUUGUUGCGGUUUUGGUCGUGGUUGGAUCGGUUUUCUUGAUUAGAAAGAUGAAAGAUGGUGAUGUGAUUGAGGAUUGGGAAUUUGAUGUUGGUCCUCAUAGAUUUUCUUAUCAGGAACUGAAAAAAGCAACCCGGGGUUUCAGAGAUAAGGAGCUUCUCGGAUUUGGUGGGUUCGGCAAAGUUUAUAAAGGAACUUUGGUCAAUUCUACUGAAGUUGCUGUUAAGAGAAUCUCUCAUGAAUCGAAGCAAGGCGUGAGAGAAUUUGCUUCCGAAAUUGCUAGCAUUGGUCGUCUUAGACAUAGAAACUUGGUUCAGUUGAUGGGUUGGUGUCGCCGAAGAGUUGACUUACUACUCGUCUACGAUUUCAUGCCUAAUGGUAGCUUAGAUAAGUACUUGUUCGAUGAGGCCGACACAAUUCUCAGUUGGGAACAUAGGUUCAAUAUUAUCAAAGGUGUUGCGUCGGGUCUUCUCUAUUUGCAUGAAGAAUGGGAACAGACUGUGAUUCAUAGAGACAUAAAGGCGGGCAAUGUAUUAUUAGAUUCCGAGAUGAAUGGGAGACUUGGAGACUUCGGCCUCGCCAAGCUAUACGAGCGUGGUAGUAAUCCUAGCACCACUAGAGUCGUGGGAACAUUAGGGUACUUAGCACCAGAGCUGACAAGAACAGGCAAACCUAGUACUAGUUCAGAUGUGUUUGCCUUUGGUGCCCUUUUGCUAGAAGUUGUAUGUGGAAGGAGACCUAUUGAGCCCAAGGCAUUGCCUGAAGAGCUCAUUUUGGUGGAUUGGGUAUGGGAUAAAUGGCAAAAUGGUGCAAUUCUUGAUGUAGUUGAUUCAAGAUUGCACGGCGAGUUCAACGAGCUUGAAGCUAUUGUUGUGCUGAAACUCGGGUUGAUUUGUUCUAAUAAUUCACCCAACGCGAGGCCUACAAUGAGGCAGAUUGUGAGCUAUUUACAAGGAGAAGUAGCAUUGCCUGACGUAGUUACACCCCCCGACGCAUAUGACGCCAGAAAAGGUGAUAGUAGUAGUACUUAUGUCGAGUUUGAAGAUUAUGUGCAUUCUUAUCCUUUAUCAUCAAAUUUUGAGAAGGUUAGCACAUGGUCAUCAGGUGGUGAUUUCGGAGACGACGUCGAAGCUAGUUUAACAUCACCUCUUUCACAUUCUGAUAGAAAUGAUGGUAGAUAAUCCUGGUAAAAAAAGUUGAUUGGUAACCUUUAUUUUAUUUUAUUUUCCUGUCUAAAGAUUAAUUUUCUGUAUAAUUGUGAUAACUGGGUUCAAAAUGUAUAUGAAUCUAUCAUUAUAUGGCUUGUAGUUGUAAAUCACUCAGUAAGAAUUGCUCAUUUUUCAUUGUUCAUAAGAAA